Meloidogyne enterolobii is the source of this 1847-nucleotide messenger RNA. The record is from the annotation of a GenBank genome assembly. Lineage: Eukaryota; Metazoa; Nematoda; Chromadorea; Rhabditida; Meloidogynidae.
UUAUCUUCUCUUUAAUUAUGUAAUUUAAGUUAAACAGUUCGUGUUCCUGUGUUUCGAUGAAAAUAAAAGGAUUUGGCAUUAUCUGUUCUGAAGGACGACCAUUCGAAAAGAUUUUGGAGUUUUUACAACCUUUUAUGGAAAGGCCUAAUAUUAAAAUUGAAUUUUUAAGAAUUGAGAAUACACAAAUUCCCGAGUUGUCAGUUGAUACUCUAGCUUCUCUACCAAUUCGCCACUUCAUUCUUCGCAACAACUCACUCUCUCAUUUUCAAGUUUUAUCUUCAACUAGCACUGAACUCUCAAUAACCUCAACACUUUUUGAUAAUGUAGAACAAUUGGAAAUACAAAAUAAUGAAAUUGAAAAUAUUCGAGACUGUCCAGCUUUAACUUUGUUUACAAAUUUGCAGUCACUUUCCCUCGCUGGGAAUAAAAUAACUGAAGUAUUUGACAAUACUUUUGCUUAUUUUAAUUCACGCAAGACGCUUCAACAACUCGAUUUAAGCGAAAACCUUCUCUCCGACACUUCAAUUAAUUCCAAAGCUUUUGUUGGACUAGAAUUUUUACAAAAACUUUUUCUAGACAAGAAUCAAUUAAACAAACUACCAACCAAAGCUAUAGCUAAAUUAUCUGAUUCUUUACAGGAAUUGUUUGCAAGUGCAAAUCAAAUUGAUAGUUUAGAACCUGGAGAUAUCCCGCCCCUUCCCAUGCUUAAAAGUUUGGGGUUGGAUGUUAAUCAGAUAAGUCAACUAAAUUCGAAUAUAUUUACUUCAAUACCUUCACUCUGGUAUUUAUAUUUAAGUCAAAACCAAUUUACAUUUAUUCCUUCUUCAAUUUUUGCUUCUAUACCUGAAUUAAAGGUGCUCUCAAUGGGUGGUAAUCCAAUUGAAAGAAUUGAAGAUAAUUCAUUUUCUUUUGCAAAUUCAUUACUUCGCUUAGACCUGUCUCACUGCAAAAUUAAUUAUUUAAAUAAUUGUUUCUCACCAAUUUCACGUCUUCAAUUUAUUAAUUUACGUGGAAAUAAAAUUAAAUUUAUUUCGAAUGAAUUAUUUGGAGGAGAAAAUUCAAAACUUGAAUUUCUUGUUUCUAUUGAUUUGGGACAGAAUCAGAUUGAAAAGGUCGAUAAAUUCGCUUUUGCCGGUUUACCCCAACUCCAAUCUAUCGAUCUAAGCUAUAAUCAACUGGAAACAUUUGAUUCCAAUACUUUUAGGGGAACAUUUUUGCAGUCAGAAAAUACUGCUAAUGUGCAGAUACUUGAUUUAACUGGAAAUCCGAUUAAUUGCAGUCCAAACGAAACUGAUUGGAUAUUUUCAUUGAGGGGAAAAGUUCGAAUUUUGGGAAGGUUUUUAAUAAAGAAAUUAAAUAAAAACAUAAUUAAAUUAAAGUUGUUCCGGAAUGGGAGAACAACAAAUAAAUAUGGAGGGUGUUGAAUUAACAAAGAUUGGUGUUGUUGGAGAUGGAAAAAAUAUAAAGUAAUUUAUAGAGAGACAAAACUUGAUUAGGAAAGAAAAAUAUAAACAAAAUUUUCCGGAAAGAAAUUAUAUAAGAAAUAAAACACAAGUCAGAGUUAGAACUUUCCGGAAAAACAUUCCGGAAAGAAAAAUACAAACAAAAUACAAAACACAAAACUUAAUAAAAACACAAAAACAAUAAACAAUUUAAGGCAAACAAACAAAACAACAUCAAAAACAUCAACGACAACAACACUUUACGGAAGCAAAACUGAAAAUGAAAUAGUAGAAAAGAAAAAUAAAAGAAUUAAUAAUUUGAAAAAUUUAAAAUUUUUAACGCAAAUAAAAAGGAAAAAUGAAAGUAAAGAAAUUAAAAUAGAAGAAAAUAAAGAAAUACCUCAA